AAUCGUUGGCGCCAUUUUUGAAGGCUUACGAUUUUUAUUUUGUGAGGGAAAAAGACUAUUCAUGUAAAGUUCAAAUGUGUACUAAACAGGUUGUUUCAUUCAACUUCAGAUAUAUUGGUUAUAAUGUAUCUAAAAAAUGAGAACUUCCUUGAUUUAGGCAGCGUUUAGAGCACUAAUUUAAGUUUAGAGGAUCCAUAGAGCAGAGCCAUGGAAGAGGAGUUGAGGUAUGGGAAGAGGAAAAAGAAGAAGAUCAAGACACCCAACCCAUUGUUUGAGGCGUGGUUAAGAGAAUGGAAAGAAGAGGCUGCAGAAAAAGGGAUCAAAUCACAAUAUGUGUAUGCUAAGGCUUUAAAAUCACUUCAAAGAUACCCUCUUCUUCUAACAUCAGGAAAAGACUGCAAAAUCUUGGAAAACUUUGGUGAUAAGCUGUGCAAAAUGUUGGAAGACAGACUUCAGAAACAUAUACAAGAACAUGGAGCUAUAGUCCCUCCAGACCCAGAGGCCUCCACAUCCAAAGCACCUGCUAGACAGAAACCCAAACCUACAAAAAAUGCAGCCCCCACAGUAAAGAGAGCAGGGACACAGGGAGGGGGCCACCAGCGUGUAACCCAUGCUCUGUCAGAUUCAGACAGUGAGGGGGGCACCGGGGCUCCACCCCCACCCAGGAAAAGACAGAGAUCAGGAAUAUGCAGUGGAGAGAGGGAAUAUAUACCAGCCUACAGAUCAGGGCCGUACGCUCUCCUCAUUGCCCUCUACCGAGACAGACAGUCUGCUGAUGGGAGGGGAUUCAUGUCCAAGACGGAACUGUGCAACAAGGCCCAGGAGCUCGCUGACAAGUCCUUCACAGUGGCUGACCCUGGGUGUCGCUACACGGCCUGGUCUUCUAUGGGGACGCUGAUAAAGAAAGGUCUGGUGACAAAGGAGAGCAGCCCUGCCAAGUACUCGCUCACUGAGGCUGGCUGUGAGCUCACUCAUCGGCUCGAGAUGAGUCAGGCCGACGACUACCCGGUUUGCCUUAUACCAACACCAAGGGCACCUGCUGGAAUCCCUGAAGCCUCAAGUCAAGAUAUUGGGCAACUUCAAUACAAGUAUGUAACCAAUGAAGGAGAAGAAGUGAUAAACAAGGACAAAGCGGCAGUGUUGAUUGAAGAUGACUUUGGGUUGGGCUUUUUGAUCAAGGUCAACUACCAGAAGCUACUGACCAGUGGAAAGCGCUACAGACUGGACACCACCAGACCUUUGGGUGAGGAUGUGUAUGUUUAUUUACAUGGCGAUGAUACUGAUGAGUUGGCCAUCAAUACAAACAUGCCACGACUGCCGUCACUGAACGAAGACGAUCUACAGGAAGCAGUCAAUGUGGAAAAACCUAGAAAGGAGGUAAAGAAGAGAACAAAAACACAAAAGGACGUGAUGUCCUCAGCCUCAGCGGAGCCCCAGCUGCUGUCAUUCCAAAGCUCCUCUCCCCAAACGGCCACUAAAACCCUAGGGCGAGUCCACUCCCAGAGGAGCUCAGCGACCAGCGAGAACUCCCAGGAUUCCAUAGAGUCGGCCGCCAGUACAUGUGUACCCAACUUUGUAUUUCAACCUGGAGAGUUUGAAAUCAUCCUGUGUGUGGACAAUGCUGAAUUCUAUGGCUCCAGGCAAGGAGGUGGGAAAUCCCUGCUGCCCGACCUCAUAAAAAAUGGGGUGUCCUGUGACCUCAGAAAGCUCCAUGUGGGUGAUUUGUUGUGGGUGGCAAGGGAGAAAACUCAGACAGAAGCAGGAGUUGGUCAGCAGCCCAGGAGAAGGGAGCUGGUAUUGGACUACAUCGUGGAGAGGAAGAGGAUGGACGACCUCGUUCACAGCUGUACAGAUGGUCGACUCCCGGAUCAAAAGUUCCGUCUGAAGCACUGCGGACUGAAGAAGCCGAUCUUUAUGAUAGAGGAUUAUGGGUCACUCCAGCAUUUCAGUAUGCCCGAGGAUCGCAUCAGACAGACCAUCACCAAUCUCAAGGUGAUCGACGGUUUUCAAGUGAAGAAAACAAAGAAUGUCAAGGAAUCCGUGGCCUACCUAACGGUGAUGACCCGAUAUCUUCAGAGUUAUUACAAGGACAAGCGGUUGUACGCCUGCAGUAUAGAUGACAUAAAGGAUCAGGUCUGGACCAAUGACAUCACCGACCGGGAGGUCAGGUUGAUGGAGUUCAACGAGUUCAAUCAGGGGUCUGUUAAGUCCAGGAACUUAAGUGUACAGGACAUGUUUUGUAAACACCUCAGUAAAGUGAGUGGGAUGUCUGGAGAGAGGGCAAUGGCUGUGGCACAGGUCUAUCCCACCCUCACUCAUUUAAUGGAUGCUUACAGAUCUUGUCCUAACAAAAGUGUAGCAGAAAGUUUACUGUCAACCAUAAAAGUGAACAAGUCUCUCAGGAAUUUAGGCAUCAAUCCCAGCAGACUAAUCCACCAGCUGUACACAACACCAGGUGCCCUUACCUGAUCCAAGUAUUUAACUGGUUCCCUUUCUUGAUCAAAUGGGAAUCCCCCAAAAACAUGCUGUACAGAGCGACUGGUCCCUUAGCAGGAUCGAUUAGAGUUUCCCUCCACAUACGUAACACGAUGGAUGGCGUUCCGUCUACAGCUCUAUAUACUAAAUUAUAUACAAGUUACAAUACCCAGUAUAGAUCAGGGAUUGAAGUCUGAUAUACCUGUGAAUACUUUUGCUGCAUGGUUCUUUGUGGUUUUUUUACUGUAAUUUACUGACAAUAUGAAAAAAAUUUGUAAAAGAAUUCUUAUAAGAGAGAGAGAGAGAGGAGAGAGAGAGAGAGAGGAGACAGAGAGAAACUGUUGU
This is a messenger RNA of Magallana angulata, 2820 nucleotides long. Its product is annotated as crossover junction endonuclease MUS81-like. The transcript is spliced from 20 exons. The record is from RefSeq and is a predicted model, not a curated record. Gene Ontology annotation, biological process: DNA catabolic process; double-strand break repair via break-induced replication; mitotic intra-S DNA damage checkpoint signaling. The coding region runs from base 208 to 2469 and encodes 753 amino acids. Gene Ontology annotation, molecular function: DNA binding; 3'-flap endonuclease activity; crossover junction DNA endonuclease activity. Gene Ontology annotation, cellular component: nucleus; Holliday junction resolvase complex. NCBI's taxonomy places the organism in Eukaryota, Metazoa, Mollusca, Bivalvia, Ostreida, Ostreidae.